AUGGGUAUUUCUAUGAGUGGAUGUGAUAGAAGGGAAGGUCUUCGUCAAAUCCUAAGGAAGUCCGCCAGAAAUCUUAAGAAAGAGACGUUGACCACCUGGAAUGAUAAAAUGAAAGCAUUUGGCCUCUUCCCCACUAAUCUCUUAAAUGUAUUCGCAAUUCAUCACCCACCGUAUGCAAUAGUGCCCCAAACUCUUCGACCAGCUGGUCCUCCACGCGGGACCAGGACUGGUCCCCCCGGUCUUCGUCCCACCGUCCAACGAACCUCCGCCCACCCCCGCCCGGCUUUCGACUUCUUUCUUCCUGGCACCAUUCUCCGGCUCACCAUAGAUGCUCAUAGAUACGACAUCCGUAGUUAUAUUUAUUGGAUCACCGUCGUCUCGGCCCGGCCGGUCGGCUUCUAA
Messenger RNA from Necator americanus (New World hookworm), 402 nucleotides. RefSeq lists its product as uncharacterized. NCBI's taxonomy places the organism in Eukaryota, Metazoa, Nematoda, Chromadorea, Rhabditida, Ancylostomatidae. The transcript is spliced from 4 exons. The record is from RefSeq and is a predicted model, not a curated record. The coding region runs from base 1 to 402 and encodes 133 amino acids.